Corapipo altera (White-ruffed manakin) is the source of this 2014-nucleotide messenger RNA. Its product is annotated as putative P2Y purinoceptor 10. Gene Ontology annotation, cellular component: membrane. Gene Ontology annotation, biological process: phospholipase C-activating G protein-coupled receptor signaling pathway; positive regulation of Rho protein signal transduction. The annotation marks the transcript as partial. NCBI's taxonomy places the organism in Eukaryota, Metazoa, Chordata, Aves, Passeriformes, Pipridae. Gene Ontology annotation, molecular function: G protein-coupled receptor activity. The transcript has a single exon. The record is from RefSeq and is a predicted model, not a curated record.
GCCAGCAUCUGCUUCCUCACCUGCAUCAGCAUCCAGCGCUACUUCUUCCUGUACCAGCCCUUCAGGGCCAAGGACUGGAAGCGGCGCUACGACGUGGCCAUCAGCGCCGUGGUCUGGCUCUUCGUGGGGGUGGCCUGCCUGCCCUUCCCCAUCAUGAGGGGCUACGGGCUGGCCAACAACAGCCACACCUGCUUCGCCGACCUCCAGGUGCGGCCCAUCCGAAGCAGCGUGGCCACGGUGCUGAUGACGGGCAUGGCCGAGCUCUUCGGCUUCGUGGGCCCGCUCGUCAUCAUCUUGUUCUGCACCUGGAAAACAAAGAACUCCCUCCGGGGCUUCCACAUCCCGCAGGAGAACAGCGGCGAGAGGCGCAAGGCCCAGCGGAUGGUUUCCAUGUGUGCCGUGGUGUUCUGCGUGUGUUUUGCCCCCUACCACAUCAACUUCUUCUUCUACAUGUUGGUGAAAGAGAAGGUCAUCACCGACUGCUUCCUGAGCACCAUCACGCUCUACACACAACCCUUCUGCUUAAGCCUCGCCAGUCUGGACUGCUGCCUGGAUCCCAUCAUCUAUUUCUUCACGACUUCAGAGUUCCAGGACCAGAUAUCCAGGCACAGCAGCAUGGCCAUCAGGAGCCGGCUCAUGAGCAAGGAGAGCGGCUCGUCGGUUAAGGAGUGACAGGAAAGCCAGCUGAAAAAAACUCAGAUAUUUCAUAGGAGAUCUGGGACUGUUCUGGGAUACUCAAUUACCAACUCCAUUGUGGAAGAUCCUGCCAGUGCAGGGGAGUUUUGUGGCAGUGAAAAUCUUUGAUACACAGAAGAUAAAACUCUGUCUAUGACCGGUGUGUUGGGAUCUGAUGAGCGACCCAGCUGGUGUGACCCUCCCCACCCCUGGGCCACCCACACCCGACCUGGCUGGACUAGGAGACAUACAGGAGGGAAAGACAAAGCUUUUGCUAGGAAGUGGUGGAAAAGUCCCAGGAGCUUUUCUUCUGUUUUCCCAGCUCCAUGGCUCUAGGAUGAAGCCAAAGACAAUCCCACAUCCAUACACUGACAUCUGCUGAAGUGUCUUCUCUGGGACAACCACACAAGAACAUAAAAAUGGCCAGUAAUCAUAAGAGACAACUGGGGCUGUGGACAGGUGGAGGCUCCAGCCCACUCCUGGCUUUGUGUGCAUCCCACUGCUCACCACCUCUGCUUCAACUUUCCCACACUCACCUUCCCACUCCCCUCCUCCAUUUCCUCCUCACCCACCUCUGUUUGCUCCUUCAUUGCUGACACAUCCUAUAACUUGCACCUACAGCUGGUGCAAGACCCCCUGAAAGACAAGUCUCCUCCAGCACCUUCCCUUGCUCCGAGUGACUUUCUUCCCCUCCAAGCUACCCCUGUUGGCAAGGGGGGCAUCAGGACAUGUUCUUCACCUUUGGACCCCGAGGGACAGGACCACGGUGGUCCUGCCAUUCGUGCCGGUGGAUUUGUUGAUGGUGGUGGUACCACUCAGGUCCUCACUCUCUUCUUUGUGGGGCAUCUUGGGCCAGAGGUACCUGAGGUGAACCUGCCCCAUAAAAGCUCAGCUCAACGAGUUCAAUCGAUGUAGCUUUUUAAAAGAGGUCCUUGCCAAGGUGAUGCCACUUACAGAGCACAGGCUAAGUGCAUAAAUUAUUGUGGUUUUUUUCUGCCAGCACCUCUCAUGAUCCUAAUGUUUACAUUUUUAUGUAGCUGUGCAAAGCAGUGACAAGGGAGGAUGCCAUUUACCCCUUACAUUAAAUUAGUGACAGCUCUUCAGCUAAGUCUACCCACUGUGUAACUUCCAGGGUAUCCUUGUGAUACCUGGGAGUUGAUUUGGCUGAACACAGGCACCAAUCUGUUGCCUUUGAAAGCCUGUAUAUUUUCAAGAGAAUGUGUACAAUUUGUACAAUGUGCAGUCUUGCAACAGAAAAUAUCUUACAUGUUGCUACAAAACCAGCAGAAUGACCAGAAACACUUGCUAAGUGUAUUUUAAAUCUUACCAUUCAAUUCCA